This is a messenger RNA of Arachis ipaensis, 777 nucleotides long. The record is from RefSeq and is a predicted model, not a curated record. Lineage: Eukaryota; Viridiplantae; Streptophyta; Magnoliopsida; Fabales; Fabaceae.
AUGGGAGAGGCUGGGUGUUCAACACCCACUAAGGACCCUCUUGUUGAAGAACUGAAGGAAAUCAGAACUCAUGAGAAGACCAUAGAGGUCCCCUUGAAUGCCCUGUUGCAGAUUAUGGAGUCUGAAGAAUACUCCUCCUCUAAUAAGGAAGAGGAAACUAAAGAAGAGCAAGUUACUCAGUACUUGGCAAUCCUCAUGAAGAUGAAUGUAAAAUUCUGUGGAACAGAGGCAUUGAAAGAAGAACCCCCAGUACUUACCCAAGAGUGCAUUGCCCUGGUUCAGAGGAAGCUGCCUCAGAAGAGGCCAAACCCUAGAAGCUUCCUAAUUCCCUAUACCAUAGAGGUGCAAGCUGCCAACAUUUUAUUAGAGAUAGCAGACAGGUCACUGAAAAAGGCACAUGGUAUGGUGAAGGAUGUCCUAGUGAAGGUUGAAGACCUUUAUCGCCCAGCUGAUUUUGUAAUUCUUGACACUGGAGAGGACAGGGAUGAGUCCAUCAUCCUUGGAAGGCCAUUCCUUGCCACUGGAAGAGCCAUGAUUGAUGUAAAAAAGGGAGAACUAGUCCUGCAACUAAAUGAAGAUUGUCUUGUGUUCAAGGUUCAUAAAUCUCACUCUACAUCAGUUGAAGAAGGCACAAUUGACAAGCACUUAGUGCUUCCACCACUUCUCCUAGUACAGAGCCUAACAGAGCCCCCAAACACCAACUCUAAGUUUGGUGUGGGGCAACCAUCAUCAAGCUCUGAGAAGGACAACAGUAAGAAGAAAGUGCCUAAAGGCUGA